ACCUCGUGGAAGUGUAGACCUUACCAACAUGGCGGAGACGGGUUUAAACUUCCUGUAUGACCGUGUGUUGUACUGGGUACGCCAGGGACGGAUUAUCCCCCCUGAAGCUCCCGGCACACGACCUUCUACUUUAAAAUCCACGAGCAAUGCCAGCACUGUUAAGGCGAAGUCGACAAAGAUACACAAGGAUGGUAAAGAAACCAAAGAAAAAGAUCCCAUGCCACCAGGAUCUUGGUUCAGGUAUCUUGACAAGAAAAAGGCCGCUGAGGCCAACUCUCGCAAAGCCAACCCGCCCCAGUUCGUUCAUGUCCUUGAAGGACAGAAAGUACAGUUGAAGGACACAUUGGACCCACAACGUUCCCAGCGACCCAUCAUACGGAGACCCAGACAGGAAAAUAACCUGAAGGUCAAGCGCGGGCGAAACAACACACUCAAGGAUAACCUGAGUCAACAUCACACGUCAUCUGACUCCGACUCCGGACUCAACAUCAGCUUUAGCACCUAUAAAGGUCACAGCGACAUUGACCUUAAAUCGAACGGAAGCGCACGACGUAGGAGUCAGGAUGUUACAGAGGAAACUAUGACUCCGACAAAUACCCUCAAACUCCCUUAUGUUAAUACGGACAUGUCAAAAUACAAUCGGGGUCGACGUCGCAUCAGAAGAGAACCAAUCAUUUCGUAUAUCAAUAAAGUCAUGGAGGAUGUCGAAUUCGCCUACGUAGAAGGAAAAUAUUCCGAAUGCGCCAGGAAAGCCGAAUCUUGUUUGAACACCAUGAACAGCUACAAUAUGGAGGAAAUUCCGAACGUAAUGUCUCUCACUGCCAAGCUUUACUCCUACAUAGGAAACGCCGCCAUCGAAAUGAGGGAUUACGUCACUGGUCUCGAAUACCACAAGCGAGAUCUCGACAUCGGCGAACGGAUUAACGAUUCUGAGGCCAUAUCACGUGCUCUAGGAAAUCUCGGGAGAAUUUACGUGUUCCAAAGCAAGCACCAGAAGGCUCUAGAUGUAUUUUCCAGGAAGAUACAGCUUUGCACAACCCGUGUUGAGUCCGCAUGGUUGUACCACGAGAUCGGGAACUGUUUCCUGGUACUUGGCCAGUACGAGUACGCCCGAGAGGCGGCGCGUCGUUCCGUUGAGGCGGCUGAAGAGGCACUCGACUGGAACUACCAGCUUCAGAGUUCAGUUCUCCUAGGGGUCGCUGAAGUUAAGCUGCGUCAGUACCAUGCGGCCUUCAACACUUUCGAAAGAGCGAUGGAUCAGGCUAGAAUGCAAGGAGACAACAAAGCGGAAACUGCUAUCCGAGACGCUUUGAAUGACGUAAAUGACAAAAUCGUCGAGGAACUCAAAACGAGGUCUAGGUCACAGGCCGACUUAACAAGGUCAAGAGCGGAGUAUGCUAAAUCUCGCGCGGAGUGGUCUGACUAUUCUAGUAUCUAUAUUCCAGAAGACGACGGUGACGUGUCAUUGACCGAAACCGGAUAUGACACUGAAAACUUACAACUUGAACUCGAUCGUCUUAGAAGUGACCUUGACACCGCCAUGUUUGGCUCAUUUGCACAAUUACAAGAAAAUGGCAGAAAAUCUGGAGGUCAUGUGUCCUCGGAACUCAAAAAAUCCUUGCAAAAUGUUCAGAUGUCUGGGCGUAACUCUGUCACAAACUCUGUCAUAAGGUGUAGCACAGCCAUGGGAUAAGUGUACAUUACGUCAUCAAAUAAGUGAAGCGUUAUUAUUCGAAGGGAGAUAUUCAUUUUUGAUUUUCCAUUUUUAAGUUUUUGAAAGUUUUGAAGAAAGAAACGCUGCAUUCCAAUAAGAGGUUUAUAACGACAAACAUUUCUUAGAAAUGUGAAAAGACAACGAAAUGGCAGUGAUUGAUAUUACAUUAUAUAUGUAUAAAGAUAUUGAACAUAUUUCUCAUCGGGGAAAGGUGUUGAUGGUCGAUCAGUAAAAAAAUAGUUUACUAUUUAGCUGAUGACUUUUUGUGUAAGAGUGACCUCUAGAGACUUGAUGACGAGGUCAUCAACACCUAUCAAAAUACACGGGUCUGAUUGACAAUGUACAUGUACAAACGAUUUAUUGCAAUUAUUAAUGUGCCAGUGUUUUAGUACUUACAGAAAAAUAAGCGCUGUUUUACUUACAUAUCUGACACAAUUUUGACAUGUGAACGCAUUUUUGGUUAUAAAAUCUUCAAUUUUCGUUUCGCAGUUAAGAUUUCCAAAAUAUGGCGUUUAAAAUGUAGAUUUUAUAUGUAAAAGUACCGGAAUUUAGUGUCAACAAAUGUGAGCUGGUGAUGAGAUGACUACUUUGUUUUCGUAUGCAUGGGGAAACUACCAUGUUUAUAAAGUAGUAUCAAAUCACCUGACUAGGCAAACAUCUCUUUGUGUGAUUUAAUGGUUUUCGUUACAAUCAUUUCGAGUUAUUUUCGACUUACUGGUACAAUUUUAUCAUUAACGUUGUCCAGUGAUGCGUGCACUAUUGUGAACAAUUGUGUCCGGACCCUGACCUUGUAUCUGUCCGGUCAGUCCAAUUAUAAAACAAGUCGAUCGUUUGCUGCAUGUUUUGGCAUUGUCUGUAAUAUGCGGGUAAGCCUGUCUAAGCCGAAGACUUCAUGAUCAAAUCUCAUUCUUCAGAUCAUGCUGAAGUUUACACAUCUUCACAAGUUUACGUAGGGCUGUAGAUUGUGACUGUCUGGUUGCGCAAUUUUCCGGAUUUUGCAACGUUCGGAUUACACAGGCUACCUUGAACGAGACGCUGACUUAUAACAUGAAAAAGAUUAAGCAACGGUAAUGUUAAAAAAUUGUUCCAAACACGUGCACUUUUUCGCAACGAAAAUUCUUAUAAGGCAAAUAGUAUCACACUCGUGAACAGUAUAAUAUGACCCUCACUGAAUGAGUUCAUGCGCACUCAGUAAUUAUUUUCUCGUGGCGAUGUUGAUAACCUCCUCUUUUCUACAAAGGAAAAGAGGAGUGGUUUGGCAUGACGUCAUUACUAUCUACGCACGUGAACCGCCUCGAACACUGUCGGUUCCCAGAUUCACAGUAGCCAUAUCAAAAUUACGUCACUUUAAUGUGCAUGUUGGCAAAUUCAAGGUUAUGUUAAAUUCUCUUUCGCUUUUAUUUCGUUUCGUAAUGAUAUACGUCGUCGAGUUGUGUAAUAAUACAUAACCUUGGAUUGCCGAUUUCAUUUCAUAAUUUACUUGUUGUUCUGUUGUUUGACUUUGCUAGCAUCAUUCAGUAGUUUCCGUUGUUUGCCACUGUUUAUAAGACCCUGUACAAUAAAUCUGUUGUUUUCAUAUAAAC
Molecule: messenger RNA, 3297 nt
Organism: Mizuhopecten yessoensis (Yesso scallop)
Lineage: Eukaryota; Metazoa; Mollusca; Bivalvia; Pectinida; Pectinidae
Product: tetratricopeptide repeat protein 25-like
Exons: 6
Coding region: 29-1693 (554 amino acids)
Cellular component (GO): cytoplasm
Molecular function (GO): protein binding
Source: RefSeq, a predicted model, not a curated record